AUGAAUAACAAUUACUAAGUAGAAAUUACUGAUAUUAAAAUACAAAACUCUAGCUACAUAAAUGUAUUUCAAAUAUCUCAAUCAAAUUUUUUUAAUGUGACAAAUUUAAUAAUAUAGUCAGUAUUUUCUUCUUAGGUUAUAAACAUAUAAGGAACAACUAUUUCUAAGAUUUAACACAUAGAGGUUGAUAAUUGUUAUUAACUACAAUUGAUAUAAUUAUAACCAAUUAAGUUAGACAAUUUAUAAUAUUUAUCUAAAUAUUAUAUGUUAUAAGAUUUGAACUUACAAAAUUCUACUGAUAUUUCACUUAUUACUCAGUCUGAAUAAACACAAAUCUCUGAUAUAAUUAUUUAAAAGUUAAAUACCUCUUUAAAUUGUUUUACUAUAAAUUCAUUAUAGCUAUCUAUAAACAAUUUUACUAUAUAGAAUUCAAUAGUAUAUUUAAGUUAGCCUUCUGUAAUUCUUAUACUUAGCUAUACAAGCUGUGAUAUUCAAAAAAUAAAUUCAUCUAAAAAUUAAAUAACAAUUGUAAAAAUUAAUUAGCAAGAUUUUACUGUUAAUACAUUAAUACAUUCUUCUUCAUUUAGAGAUUUUUAGUUAUAAUUUCCUUUGAUGGAGUUUAUAAACGUAGAUGUCUUAAUUUUAGACAAUAUUUAAGUCAAAAAUAUUUUAUUUUAUGAUAACAUGUAUUCUUCAAUAAUAUUAAUGAAUUAAUGUAAUAAUAUUACAAUAAAUGAGAGUCAUUUUAUUAAUAAUACAAAUACAAUAGGGACUGGAGGAUCAAUUUAUGCUAUAGAUAGUCAUUUUAUUUAAAUCAAGAAUACAGUAUUUAGGCUAAAUUAAUGCUAAUAGUAAAACGGAGGUGCUUUAAGUAUAAAAAAUAAUAUUAUAGUUGCUAAUUUGACUAUAUAAAAAAGCGCUUUUAUUGGUAAUUAGGCUUAAUUAUCUACAGGUGGAGCUAUUAAUUUGGUGAAUUCUAAUUUGGUGAUGGAAAAUUCAAUAAUAUCUUAAAAUAAGGCCUUAAUUGGUGGUGGAAUCUAUUAUUAAUAAAUAAUUCCUGAUUUUGUAUUAGAUUUGACAAAUAAAAUCAAUAAUAAUAACUUUAUCUCUUAAAAUUUCGCAAAGCUAUAUGGAAAUAAUUUAGGAUCUACGUUGAGAAGUAUUAAGAUUAAUCUAAAGGAUAUAUAAACAACAAAGAAAACAUAAAUAAUAGAAAAUUAAAAUAAUUAAAUUCAAGUCAGUUCAUUUAAAAGUGGAGACUAAAUAAUUUUUAACAAAAUUUAAUUGCUUGAUGAAGAGGAUAAACCCAUUUUUAUACCCAGUAACGUUAAUUAUACUAGCACUUAAUAAUACAGUAAUGAUGUAUAAUCAAUAUUGUAGUAAAUUAGCGUUUCUUUAUAGUGGGAUUAAUCUACAUAGUAAAUAUAAUGUUUUGGAGAGCUCUAAUCAAAGUAAUUUACAAACAAUGGAUUUAAAUUGAAUGCAUAAAUUAUCUAUAAACCAAAUAAUUAAAUGAUCUUGCAAGUUGUUUCCAAUUUAUUUCCGAAACUUUCUGAUUCAAAGGGGAAUGUAUAUUUAAAGUAGUACUAACUUUAUAAAAACAUCACUAUUAAUUUUAAUAGUUGUUAAUUGGGCUAAAUUACUAAGCAGUAAAGGAAUUCAAUAGUUUGUGAGGAUUGCCCUGAAGGAAAAUAUUCUCUAAAUUUGCUAGAUAGUUCUUGUUUGCAGUGUCCUGAUUCAGCUAUUAAAUGCUAUUAGUCAACAAUUAUUUUAAAAAAUGGAUAUUGGAGAGAAAACAAAUUGACAGAUUAAAUAAUAUAUUGUAAUUUUCACCCUAAUUCAUGCUAAGCUGAAUCGUAAUUAUCUAAAGAAUAUUGUAUAACUGGAUAUAAAGGCCCUCUUUGCUACUCGUGUGAUACUUAUGGAGAAAUAUGGGGUAAAAGAUAUCAAUAAAUAUUUAGCUAGGGAGAAUGUUACAGUUGUGAGGAAAAUAGCUUUUUCAUUAUUAUAUAAAAUUUAGUUUUAUUCAUAAUCAUCUUUUACUAUAUAUUUGCCCUUUUAAGAAAUAUAAUUAAUAGAUAGCAAGCUAAAUUAGCAGGUUACUAUAUCACUAAAAUGGAUUUAGUCUAUUUAGGAUCAACAUUAAGAUAAUAAGAUAAGCCUUAGAUUAUUUCCAAAAUUUUAACAGAUCACCUUCAGAUCCUAUCUUUGCUGAGCUUUUUUAACUUUAAUAUUCCUAACUAUUUUAAGCUUCCUAUAUAGGUAUCAGGAAAUUCUUUGAGCUUAACAAGCAAGUCUAUUGAUUGUUUUUUUUCAAGAUAUCCAAAUUUAAAACCUUUAUGGUUUUAUUAGUCUUUAUGGUCGCUAUGUUUACCGCUUUCUGUACUCUCACUUUAUUUAAUAUUAGGCUUUGUUUUAAGGUAAUUUAAAAGAAAUACAAACAUUUUUAAAUACUUAAAUACUUCAUGUAUCUUCAUUUAUCUUUAUUUUUAUCCUAUGGUGAUUAUGUUAUUAAGCAGAUCUUUGAAUUGCCUACAAAUUGGUGAUAAAAGCUAUCUUGAUUUAGAUGUAAAUAUAUUAUGCUAUGAUCCUUAAUAUCAUAAACCGUAUGUUAUAUUCUACUGCAUACCAUUACUAGUUUUAUGGGCAAUUGUUGUUCCGCUAUUUUUGCUCUUAAAAAUUAGAAAUGGAAAAAUGAAAAAAUGGCCAAUCUUUAUUGAAAUAAAAUAUUCUUUUAUAUUUGCAGGAUAUAAAGAAAAGUAUUAUUAUUGGGAAUUUGCAAAAUUAAUUUAUAAAUCAAUUCUAAUUUUGGUAGCGACAUUACUUCAACAAAAUUCAUUCUUAAAAUUGAGCAUGCUAAAUGCUGUUAUCUUAUUCUAGAUUUAUAUAAUAUUUAAGACUAAGCCUUUUGCAAUUUAGAAUUUCAACAAUUUAUUAUCUAAAUCAGCAAUCUUAUGUGCUUUAUCACUAAAUUUAACUUAGAUUAUUGCAAAUGUUGCAAAUAUGGAUAGGUUUUUACAAACUAUUUUAAUUACUUUAUUAUUUUUUUCUAAUCUUUAAUUUAUAACUUAACUGGUGAUUGGAAUAUGUCUAAUUACAAUACAAAAUGACAGAUAAAAAAGAAGUAGAAUCUAAAACUGCCUCCUAUAUUUUAUAUCAAAAUAUCCUUCUUUAUUUGAAAACAUUCAGAUUUAAUAAAGCUAAAUAAAAGUAAGUUCUCUUUUGAAAAUAAAGCUAGUCAAAAAUAAAGUUAAACAUUUAGUUAAGUACUUUAAGCAAUAUAGCUUCUUCAGUUAAGAAUCUUUGUAAUAGCAUUUUCAUCUCUAAAGAACUUCAAUCUUUUCUCCUAAAUUAGAACAAAAGUUGUAAGCCAGUAAAUUUACUUUGUUAUCUGGGAAUGAAACUAUCAUUGGAUAGAAUAAAAAGGUAAAUUCUUUCAAGAAUAUGAGAGAAAAAUGGUCAUACUAUACAAGAAAAACAAAAGAAAGUCCAAUAAAUAUGUAUUAAUUAGAUAGUUAAGAUAAAAUCUAGAACACUAACAAAGAAAUUGCUCUUACUGAAACAGUAAAUAUGUAAAGUUAUACUUAUAAUGAUGAAUUUGGAAUAUAAUUAAUAAGUGAUGAUAAGUUAAAUUAAAAUGUUAAUUCAUUUUUGACCAAAAAAUAAUGAUAAAACCUCUUAAUUAAAAAUUAUGAUAAAUAAAAUAAUAGGAUUUAAAAACUAUUUUUUAAUUAAUGAACUUAAAUAUAUUAUUUUUAUUUUUAUGUAUUCAUGU
Molecule: messenger RNA, 3775 nt
Organism: Tetrahymena thermophila SB210
Lineage: Eukaryota; Ciliophora; Oligohymenophorea; Hymenostomatida; Tetrahymenidae
Product: transmembrane protein, putative
Exons: 5
Source: RefSeq, a predicted model, not a curated record